This is a messenger RNA of Pararge aegeria (speckled wood butterfly), 784 nucleotides long. RefSeq lists its product as uncharacterized. The record is from RefSeq and is a predicted model, not a curated record. Lineage: Eukaryota; Metazoa; Arthropoda; Insecta; Lepidoptera; Nymphalidae. Bases 1 to 711 code for a protein of 236 amino acids. The transcript has 7 exons.
AUGCCUAGUUCCGGUGUACAGGACGUUGUUGUUGCGGUAAUGACAGAACUACCACCAGAUAAACCAACAAUAAAAGCCGAAAAGGGCUGGUACGCAUCAGGGGACUCGCUGCGGGCACAGUGUACCUCCCCCCCAGCAGAUCCCCCAGCAAACCUCACGUGGCUGCUCAACGGUAGAGACAUCCAAGGCAAACCAAUAAUUCAACAAAGAAUACUACCGAGUCCAGCAAUCUCACUUGACCUGCCGCGAUAUGAUAGAAAUACAGCAGCCCCGGGCGAUGAGAACAGCAACAUCAUCUUCAGUCCCUGGAAAGCGUUCGGGCCUUUUGUUGAUACGGUUCAAGAUGAGGAGAUACUGCCGAGUCAAGAUACAGUGAUGUUUCCAACGCAGAAAGGCCUAGACAACAUUGAUGAAGACAUUACUGAUCCCAUUCCCACCGUAUCGUCUUCAAAAAAGGUAGCCUCAAUAAGCCAGCUGUCCUUCAUGGUGAGGCCAGACAGCUUCGAGCGUGGACAGCUGAGGCUAACCUGCAUCUCCACUGUCCACUCCGUGUACAACGAGCAGGCGGAGCUCGUGAUAAAUGAGGAGCGUCCUCAAAUCGCCUCGGUACUUGGUACGAGGGACCGAUCCUCAGGUCCCGCAGAAGCAUCAGCGCUGCUUGUGCUACUCAGCUUCACGAUCAGAGAAGUUUUAAGAGUAAUCCUGCGAUGAUGACUGCCCUGAUGCGAUAGUAUGAUUAGCGGAAGUUUUGUAAAUACAAGAGAUUUUAAACAAACUAUUGUGA